This is a messenger RNA of Neomonachus schauinslandi (Hawaiian monk seal), 1708 nucleotides long. RefSeq names its product REST corepressor 2 (gene RCOR2). Gene Ontology annotation, cellular component: histone deacetylase complex; transcription regulator complex. The record is from RefSeq and is a predicted model, not a curated record. The coding region runs from base 54 to 1625 and encodes 523 amino acids. Lineage: Eukaryota; Metazoa; Chordata; Mammalia; Carnivora; Phocidae. The transcript has 12 exons. Gene Ontology annotation, biological process: negative regulation of DNA-templated transcription; regulation of transcription by RNA polymerase II. Gene Ontology annotation, molecular function: transcription corepressor activity.
UCACCGCGGCUCUCCGAAGGCUCCCGCGCCCCCCGGGGCAGCUGGGCGGGGUAAUGCCCUCGGUGAUGGAGAAGCCGAGCGCGGGCUCCGGGAUCCUGUCCCGCAGCCGGGCCAAGACGGCGCCCAACGGCGGACAGCCCCACUCGGAGGAUGACAGCAGCGAGGAGGAGCACUCGCACGACAGCAUGAUCCGCGUUGGAACCAAUUACCAGGCCGUCAUUCCGGAGUGCAAGCCUGAGAGUCCUGCCCGCUACAGUAACAAGGAGCUGAAGGGGAUGCUGGUGUGGUCGCCCAACCACUGUGUGUCAGAUGCCAAGCUUGACAAGUACAUUGCGAUGGCCAAGGAGAAGCAUGGCUACAACAUUGAGCAGGCGCUGGGCAUGCUUUUGUGGCAUAAGCAUGAUGUGGAGAAGUCCUUGGCCGACUUGGCCAACUUCACCCCGUUCCCCGACGAGUGGACCGUGGAGGACAAGGUGCUGUUUGAACAGGCUUUUGGCUUCCAUGGCAAAUGCUUCCAGCGGAUCCAGCAGAUGCUGCCUGACAAGCUGAUCCCCAGCCUGGUAAAGUAUUACUACUCGUGGAAGAAGACCCGCAGCCGAACCAGCGUGAUGGACAGACAGGCUCGGCGGCUGGGGGGCCGAAAGGACAAAGAAGACAGCGAUGAGCUUGAAGAGGGCCGGGGAGCCGUGAGUGAGGGAGAGCCGGAUGCUGGAGACCCCAAGAGAGAGCCUCUGCCCUCUCGGCCCCUGAAUACCCGGCCAGGCCCCGGGAAGAAGGAGGCCCAGGGGUCUCAGUACCGCCACCACCCGCUGCGAACCCGGCGUCGCCCACCCAAGGGCAUGUACCUGAGCCCUGAGGGCCUCACGGCUGUGUCAGGAAGCCCGGACCUUGCCAACCUCACGCUUCGAGGCCUUGACUCGCAGCUCAUCUCCCUCAAGCGCCAGGUGCAAAGCAUGAAGCAGACCAAUAGCAGCCUCCGCCAGGCGCUGGAGGGGGGCAUCGAUCCACUGCGUCCCCCUGAGGCCAACACCAAGUUCAACUCCCGCUGGACCACGGAUGAGCAGCUUUUGGCCGUACAAGCCAUCCGUAGGUAUGGCAAAGACUUUGGGGCUAUUGCAGAGGUGAUUGGGAACAAGACUCUGACCCAGGUGAAGACCUUCUUUGUGAGCUACCGGCGCCGCUUCAAUCUGGAGGAGGUGCUGCAGGAAUGGGAGGCCGAGCAGGAUGGGGCCCCCGGAGCCCCGGUCCCCAUGGAGGAGGCCAGGAGAGGGGCCGCCUUGCCAGCCCCGGCCCUAGAGGAAGACGAUGAGGUACAGAUCACCUCCGUCUCGACAUCUGUGCCCCGAUCGCUACCCCCUGUGCCGCCGCCGCCUCCGCCUCCCACCUCGCUGUCCCAGCCACCCCCGCUGCUGAGGCCACCUCUGCCCACCGCGCCCACCCUGCUCCGCCAGCCGCCCCCACUCCAGCAGGGCCGCUUCCUCCAGCCCCGGCUGGCCCCCAACCAGCCCCCACCACCUCUCAUCCGCCCCGCCCUGGCUGCCUCCCGCCACAGUGCCCGCCCUGGCCCUCAGCCCCCACCCACCCUGAUUGGGGCCCCUCUGGAGCCUCCAGCACCUUCACUCUGAGCCCUGAGGCCCUCCACCAACCGGAGGCUGCAGAACCACGUUGCUGGCCGUCCGUGGACACCUCUGGCUUCACCGAGGACAGA